AUGAGAAGACCUAAUUCCAUCCACCUGGUCCUUUUCAUGGCCUCGGCAGUCACCGCAGCCGAUUCUACAUGUGCUAUUGACUGCUUCCAAGGCCUCAUCACAAAUGGUCCUCCCGCUGGGUGUAAAGAGGCGACGAACUAUCUCUGCUUCUGCACAAUGCCUACCCUGCAAGACAAUUUUGUUCAAUGUGCCGACAAGACUUGCGCCGAUGACAAGGACGGGGCCAUGACGUGGGCAAAUGAGCUUUGCUUGAAACUUGGAAAGCCUAUUGAUCUCGGAGGCUCUGAGGGAUCCCCCAAGACUGAUGAGACGACGGCUGUCGAGGCCCCAACUACCAGCGCCAAUGGCGAGGUGAAGCCGACCACUGAGGCUGGAAAGACGACUGAUGAGGUGCCAACUACGACUACAGAUGUCAAGACAGAAUCCAAGAUUGCGGAGACGUCAAGCGACAAGACCUCCGAGGUAACUUCUGAGUCAUCAGCUGAUGAAACAACCGCAACCUCGAUCAAGACAACAGUCAGCAAACCGAAAGAAACAAACGACGCAUCGAGCAGUGCAGCUGAAGCGACGGCUGAUCAGACUAGCGAUGACUCUGUUGUCACGAUUACCGGAACUGCCGAUACCGCUACUACAACUCCGUCUCCGACCGACGGUUCCAACAUCGCCAACUCUGCAGGCCCCAACUUCUACGCUGCUGUUGGUGUUGCUGCCGCGUUUUGGCAGUUACUGUAA
This is a messenger RNA of Fusarium subglutinans, 732 nucleotides long. RefSeq lists its product as uncharacterized. Bases 1 to 732 code for a protein of 243 amino acids. The transcript is spliced from 3 exons. The record is from RefSeq and is a predicted model, not a curated record. Lineage: Eukaryota; Fungi; Ascomycota; Sordariomycetes; Hypocreales; Nectriaceae.